AUAAAGUAAAUAACUAAUAAAAUGAAAAAAAUAAAGUUUUCCUUAAGCAGCUAGAGUCAGUUGUUUAAUAAUUUGAAUUAAGAUUUAAAAUUGGAGGUAGAAUAAUUCCUACCGCCUGGUACCGACAAAAUGCCACUCUUAAUUUUUUUUAAAGGUGGUGUUUCAAUUUUAAACUCGUUCAUAGUGGGUGGCAGGUCUGAAAAUGGAAAGUGAAACAAUUGAGAUGGUCGUAGAACAUCCAUAUCCAGUUCUGUACGUUCCAAAAUGGUGUGUGACAUUCGAACACGACUUUGGUCCCAAUAAAAAUUUAUUUCUUGAUGUCGACAUUCUUUCCAAUAACACAGAUCAGCAACGGACAACUGUGUAUAAGGGCUACAUUGCCCUUAAAGUCAUUGAUACUAAAGCCCCGGCUAAUCCAAUCAUUUUGCAAAAUGACGCAUUUUUAGAAGCUGAUCUAUCCUUUAAUAUUAAUGAUAGAGCAUGGUUAAACCUUAGCCCAUGUGAAUACCAGUCUGAAGGUGUCGAAUGUGGCGAAGGUUGUUCACUGUACCAAGAACCACAGUUUUCUUAUAUAACUGCUGAGCAUCUACAAAUUCCACCCAUAACCUACCAAGAAGAAGAAAUUGAAAUCUCUGAAGCUGCAGAGCCUGUAUUUCUGCACAAGAAAUUUAGGAAAUCCACAAGUCGUGAGCGAGAAGACAGCCAACAAAAUGACAAUUUUAAUAGUCAAAGCUCUGAACAAAUUUUUGAAAACUCUGGUGAAAACCAAAACACUUAUUAUACUUCAGAAGAAUUAAAUUAUGAAAAUGAAAUUCAUGGAAAUAAUAGUGGAAUAGAUAAAUGCAGAGAGGCAGACAAUGCUUGUUCUCUUACAGAAAGUAUUGCAAUUGUGGAAAACUGUGCAUUAAAGCAAUUAAUGUCUGACUUUGCAUCGCCAAAACAAAAUAAAGUUAUUGUGUUUGCUGGAGACAAUUCUAAGAAUGGCCAGACAAUUUACCAAAUUAAGGAUUCUUCUCUGCAAUGUGGUGGGAAAAAAAUAAUAGAAGAUUCUGUUAAAUUUACUAAUGUUGGUAAAAAGAAGAUAUAUCAAUGCCAAAAUUGUAAGAGGACAUUUGAUAAGUUAAAAGCAUUUCGACAGCAUGCCAGUAUCCACAAGAAACAAUCCCGGGUUAAUUUGAAACACUGUGAAACUUGCAAGAGAACUUUCAAAUCUUUGGAGAAGUAUAAGGAACAUGCUUUAGGGCACAACGACCCCGACUUGGAAUGUCCAAAAUGCUAUAAAGUCCUUCGCACUAAAUACACGCUCCGCGUGCAUAUGUCGAUACACAAUAGGCAACUGCCCUGCCCAAAGUGUACUCUAACAUACAACGACCAAGCGUCGCUUGAUCGACACAUUUCACGAAUGCACAGUCCAAAAUUUUCCUGCUCACACUGCGGACAAGGUUUUAAAACCUUGGACGCACUAGAAAAGCAUAAAGUAAAGACCCACAGCAUGGUCUUCUGCAACAUCUGCAACGCGGAAUUCAACACAGAGAAAGAAUAUUUGAAACAUCUAGACGAGCACAUAAUAGACAACUUCAAUUCCGACGACGGCCUUUCUAUAAAGAGUGUGGAUAACAUCUUGAACGAUGUCAAUUUAGACUUGUUCGAAGAUAGCACUAUUCGUGGGAGUGAUCCCGUCAUACAGAAGAUUGCUGACGAUCGGUUCUUUUCUAUGAAUCCACAGCUAUCUCAUAAGAAGCGAAUGUCCCGGAUUUGCAUUGUGUGCAAGAAAAAGUUCGACAGGAUAAGCGACAUGAAGCGCCACCUCAUAGAACACGUCAUCAAGAGGAGCCUCGCGAAGAACCCGAUCAACGAAGACGGGACCCUCAGCAUAGUGUGUGACAUCUGCCGCGUCGCCACUUUCUCCCGAGUCGACACCUACAAGGCCCACCUGCGGGAGCACGCCAAGCUGACGAUCUACAAGUGCCUCCUGUGCGACAAGUCCUUCAGCGACUCGAGCAACUUCUCCAAACACAAGAAGCUCCACGGCCAAUCUCGCUUCGAGUGCGACCUGUGUAAGAGGAAGUUCAAUUCCAAAAAAACCAUCUCCAUACAUAUGGAGUUGCAUUUCAAAACGGCCCCUUUGUCCUGCUCGCGCUGCAACAAAAAGUUCCAUUUCCCCUCGACGCUCAAUAAGCAUCUUAAAAACCAGCACAAGCGAAAUUAUCACGUGAACUGCAGGUUCUGUGAGGCGACAUUCAAGUCCUGGAAGGACAAGUGGGAUCACGAAUGGCAUGCCCACAACGCCAGGAACACCAUCUUGGACUGUUUGGUGUGCGAUAAGAAGUUCAGGAAGUACACCGAGUUGAAGCGACACUGCAGCGAUACGCAUCACGUGAUGAUCCCCUUGGCGAAAAAUUUGUAAACAUUUUUGGGGUUUAAAGAACACCAACUCUAGUAGUUAGUACAUGUAGUAGUUUGUUUUUUAUAUUAAGAUAUCAGGUUCUAUUUUUUGAUAAAAGUAUAAGGUUUCUGAAAUCAGGCACUAUUUUUAUCGUUAUAAGUUAUUAGAUAAGAUUUCUUGGCAUUGUUAACGUCGUGUCGGUGUCUCAUUCGACUACGGUGUGAAAUUCAUCGAAAUCGGUCCAGCAAUGAGCAGUUAAAUCAUAUAUUAACUAUUGAUUAAAUUAUUGUUAAGUUUUUGUAAGAGUUUAUUAUGUUAAAUUAGGUUUUAAGUAUUUUUCGGGUUUUUUGUUUUUCAUAAGUAUAAAUGAUAUACCUUACAGGCUCAUCCUAUUUAUAGUUCCUAAAUAACAAUAGGUAUAUAUUUGUUAUAUAUUUUUCAGAGUAUAUCGAAUGUUUUUUAACUAAAUCUAGUUACGUAUUUUUACAAUAACUAUGUAAUAAGUGUAAGAAGAAGAUAAGUGAUUAGCUUUUCUUUACUGCUAUCAUUGUACGAUUAUUUUUUGAUACUAUCUCGUACGUUGAUAAGUAAUUCAAAAACGUAUUAUAAGCCUCAAAUAGCUUUUUAAUGAUUUGCUAUUAUCGAAAACUACUGUUUUCUUACUUGGAAAUUGAAAUACUAUAUUUGAAAUUUAUAAUAGUAUAGUAAUAGUAACACACAAACCAGUAAAAGCUAUUCCGUGAAAACGACACUUUUGUAAGUAAAUUUACAUCGUGUAGUAGCAAGUACUGUUUUUUACAUAGUAGGAGGAAAUAUUUGUAUUUGUCGCCAGUGGUAGGUAGAUGGCGCUAAAUGCUAAGAAAAACGUGACUUAUAUUUUAACGGAUCUGUUUUGAAAAUUUAAUCAUAUUACAUUUAUUGCCAAAGGCACUUAUGUGCAAUCUAGAUAAGUUUUUUAAAUGUUUUUAUAUGACCGUUCAUGUGGUAAGUCAUCAAAAACUUAUUUGGUCUCAUUAAUAUCGAUCUCGAUUUAUAGAAUUGAUUAUUUAAUCAUUAUUGUUGUUAAGUAAGGUACCUUUUUUUAAACUGUUUUUAAAAUUCUUAAACAGUAAACAGGUUAUUAAUGUGUGGUCUUCGACGUUAACCAUUGACUUGAACAAAAUUUUUACGAUUUCAUAGAUAGAUAGAUAGAUUUCAUAGAUUUCUUGAUAUAUGUGAUUUUUUUAAAAGGUAUCUUAUAUAAAAAAAGGUCCUUUAUACUUUACUGGUAUUAACAAUUUAGUUUAUGAAGAUAAGUAAAAUAUUUUUUACUAUCCUAGUGAUUUUCACAUGAUACUCAAAGUGCCACCGACUCAUGACAUUUUUGUAAACAAAUUAAGCUUAUUUUAUUAGUUACAUUUCAUAUUAUAGCUUUUAAUGUUUGAUAUAUUUUUCUAUAUAUCUAUUUAGAUAAAUCAGUUGGUAAGUGAGUUUGUGGCACUUAAGAAGUGUUUUUUUAAUCAUUAUAUAUACAUUGUUUUCUUAUGC
Molecule: messenger RNA, 3913 nt
Organism: Pieris napi
Lineage: Eukaryota; Metazoa; Arthropoda; Insecta; Lepidoptera; Pieridae
Product: zinc finger protein 62-like
Exons: 5
Coding region: 203-2407 (734 amino acids)
Biological process (GO): regulation of transcription by RNA polymerase II
Cellular component (GO): nucleus
Molecular function (GO): RNA polymerase II transcription regulatory region sequence-specific DNA binding; DNA-binding transcription factor activity, RNA polymerase II-specific
Source: RefSeq, a predicted model, not a curated record